AUGGCUCUGCGCUUGCUAGAUGACAGCAACCACUACGUUACUCCGCAAGACGUGUACAACCUUCUGCUGCUUGGUCACCACGUUCGUCGGACGGAUUGGGCCAAGGAUGUUCUGCCCUUUCUGGGAUGGCGCGUUUUGAGAGCAAGGGCCGUGGCCGCAGGUGAACUCGCAACAUGUGCCAUCAGUGAAGCUGGACAGCUCGUCUGCUUCGGCAACAAUGACUAUGUUCAGUGCGAUGUGCCUCCCGACCUCGGUCCUGUGGUGGCCGUGGCUGCCGGAGCCAGGCACACCUGUGCCGUGAAGGCGAGUGGCGAGCUGGUGUGCUUCGGACACAAUGGGCGUGGUCAGUGCGAUGUGCCUCCCGAUCUCGCUCCGGUGGUGGCCGUGGCUGCCGGAAGAUAUCACACCUGUGCAGUAAAGGUGAGUGGCGAGCUGGUUUGCUUCGGAAACGAUGACUGUGGUCGGUGCGAUGUGCCUCCCGACCUCGGUCCGGUGGUGGCCGUGGCUGCCGGCGGACAUCACACCUGUGCCGUGAAGGCGAGUGGCGAGCUGGUUUGCUUCGGAUACAAUGGCGAUGGUCAGUGCGAUGUGCCUCCCGACCUCGGUCCGGUUGUGGCCGUGGCUGCCGGACGAGCACACACCUGUGCCGUGAAGGCGAGUGGCGAGCUGGUUUGCUUCGGAUACAUUGAAUACAGUCAGUGCGAUGUGCCUCCCGACCUCGGUCCGGUGGUGGCCGUGGCUGCCGGAGCCAGGCACACCUAUGCCGUGAAGGCGAGUGGCGAGCUGGUGUGCUUCGGAGACAAUGACGAUGGUCAGUGCGAUGUGCCUCCCGACCUCGGUCCGGUUGUGGCCGUGGCUGCCGGACGAGCACACACCUGUGCCGUGAAGACGAGUGGCGAGCUGGUGUGCUUCGGAAACAAUCACUAUGGUCAGUGCGAUGUGCCACCAGGCUUCAAGGUUCGGCUUGCCCCACACGCCAUCCGACCAUCCACACUCGAUCCAACGCAGGAGGAGGCAUCUUGGAUUGAGCACAACAUCGGAUCCGGCUGGCAUGUCAACGACUUGCAGUCCCAGAUGCAUGCCGGACUCACUCGGGUUGUGCAUAUGCAGGUGAGCGCCGUUCAUAAGAAGCUGAACGAAGUUCUUGAGCAGUCCACGGCCUUGCAGCCAUGCCGGCAGGCCCUGCAAGAGGAGGGCUUGGACUGGCGUUUGCCGCCAUCUGGAGCAAAGAUCUUCAUGGAGCCUGUCUGCUUCCGAGCCAUCCGAAGAGGUGAGGCGAGUGCUCCGGCAGAUCCCCGCAUUGGUGUGAUCCCGAGAAGCUCCCGGAGCAUCGCCUUCGCUGACUCAGAUGGGGAAGUGGUGCCGGUGAGCCGCUCUUUCUUGAACAUUCCCGCAGUGACGCUCCUCAAUCCUUCUUCCGUGUCGCAGUCCACCACAGAGGACAUUGCAAACUGUGAGCACCACUAUGUUACUCCACAAGACGUGUACAACCUUCGACUGCUCAGACUCCACGAUGAAUGGCCAGAUUGGGCCCGGCGCGUUCUGCCCUUUCUGGGAUGGCGCCCUUUGAGAGCAAGCGUCGUGGCCGCAAAUACAUACACAACAUUUGCCAUCAGUCCAGCUGGACAGCUCGUCUGCUUCGGAUGCAUUGACAAUGAGGAUGGUCAGUGCGAUGUGCCUCCCGACCUCGGUCCGCUGACCGUGACUGCGGGAAACUGGCACACCUGUGCCGUGAAGGCGAGCGGGGAGCUGGUUUGCUUCGGACUCAAUGACUCUGGUCAGUGCGAUGUGCCUGCCGACCUCGGUCCUUUGGUGGCUGUGUCUGCCAGAGGAUUCCACACCUGUGCCGUGAAGGCGAGUGGUGAGCUGGUGUGCUUCGGAAACAAUGGCUCUGGUCAGUGCUACGUGCCUCCCGACCUCGGUGCUUCGGAGGCAAUCUCUAUGGUCAGUGCGACGUCCCCUCUCGACCUCGGUUCGGUGGUGGCCGUGGCUGCCGGAGCAGAUUGCACCUGUGCCGUGAAGGCUAGCGGCGAGCUGGUUUGUUUCGGAAACAAUGCAUUCGGUCAGCGCGACGUGCCUCGCGACCUCGGUCCGAUGGUGGCCGUGGCUGCCGGAGAACGUCACACCUGUGCCGUGAAGGCGAGUGGGGAGCUGGUUUGCUUCGGACUCAAUGACUCUGGUCAGUGCGAUGUGCCUCGCGACCUCGGUCCGGUGGUGGCCGUGGCUGCCGGAAAUGUGCACACCUGUGCCGUGAAGGCGAGUGGCGAGCUGGUGUGCUUCGGAUGCAAUGGCGAUGGUCUGUGCGAUGUGCCGCCAGGCUUCAAGGUUCGGCUUGCCCCACAGUCCAUCCGACCAUCCACAUCCGAUCCAACGCAGGAGGUGCUGCAGCCCGUGCACCACAGCGAGCCACCCGCCGACAUCUCGCAAGAGGAGGGCGCUGCAAUCGUGGCCGAGCAGGAGGCAUCCUGGAUCGAGCACAACAUCGGAUCUGGCUGGCAUGGCGACGACUUGCAGUCGCGAAUGCCUACUGGACUCACUCGGGUAGUUCAUUUGACGUUGAGCCGCUCACAUCGCCGGCUGGACGAAGAAUUGGAGCAUUCCGUGGCCUUGCAGUCGUGUCGGCAGGAUCUGCAGGACGCUGGCUUGGACUGGCGUUUGCAGCCAUCUGGUGCCAAGGUCUUUAUGGAGCCUGUCUGCUUCCGAGCCAUCCGCAGCCAUCUGUCCACCAUGCGGCUGAGGCCCUGCGACAUUUUCGUCGCAGAACACCUCGAGGAAGAUGUGAGGCGAGUGAUCCGCCAGAUUCCCGGCAGCCUUUGUGUGUUCCCAAGAAGCUCCCAGAACAUGGCCUUCACAGACCCAUAUCGUGGAGUGGCCUUGGUCAGCCGCUCCUUCUUGCACAUCCCUGCAGUGACCCUCCUCAAUCCGGCCUCCGUGGCGCAGUCCACCACCGAGGCACGGACGCGCCAGGGAUACCACGGCACGAAACCGCGCAGUCUUCACAUUGUACAGCUGGUGUUCGCCACAGUGCCUUGGAGUGACUUGCUCUUAGCCUCCUCCAAAGGUGCUAUUGGUGGAGGCAUGGCCGUGAAGGCGGAAUUGGCGCUGCUUGGCGCGGACGUGGCUCCACUGGAAGAUGAGCUUGGGAAGGACUGGGCACCUGUCACGUCUGCUGGCAAGGUUCAACACCAUGUGGAAAAGCAAAGCGUGGCAACAGUCGUCGAAUGCGCCCGCCGCUUUUCGUCUCAAGGCUGCACUAGAGGAGCAAGGGUGGAACGACCUGCCGGCAGCAUGGCUCUGCGCUUGUCGGAGGACACUCACCACUACGUUACUCCACAAGACGUGUACAACCUUCUGCUGCUUGGUCACCACGUUCGUCGGACGGAUUGGGCCAAGCGCGUUCUGCCCUUUCUGGGAUGGCGCCUUUUGAGACCAAUCGCCGUGGCCGCACGUCAAAGGGCGACAUAUGCCAUCAGUGAAGCUGGACAGCUCGUAAGCUUCGGCCAAGUUGUAUAUGCUUGGCAAGGAGACCUGGGUCCCGUGGUGGCCGUGGCUGCCGGACGAUUUCACACCUGUGCCGUGAAGGCGAGUGGCGAGCUGGUUUGCGUCGGAGAUAAUUUUUUUAGUCACCUUAAUGGUCAGUGCGAUGUGCCUGCCGACCUCGGUCCGGUGGUGGCCGUGGCUGCCGGAGAGUAUCACACCUGUGCCAUAAAGGCGAGUGGCGAGCUUGUUGGCUUCGGAAGCAAUCGCUAUGGUCAGUGCGAUGUGCCUCCCGAUCUCGGUCCGGUGGUGGCCGUGGCCGCCGGAUAUUAUCACACCUGUGCCGUAAAGGCGAGUGGCGAGCUGGUGUGCUUCGGAGACAACGACGAUGGUCAGUGCCAUGUGCCUCGCGAUCUCGGUCCGGUGGUGACCGUGGCUGCCGGAGAAGGUCACACCUGUGCCGUGAAGGCGAGUGGCGAGCUGGUGUGCUUCGGAGACAAUGGUUGGGGUCAGUGCAAUUUGCCUCGCGAUCUCGGUCCGGUGGUGACCGUGGCUGCCGGAGAAGGUCACACCUGUGCCGUGAAGGCGAGUGGCGAGCUGGUGUGCUUCGGAAACAAUGACUAUGGUCAGUGCGAUGUGCCUGCCGACCUCGGUCCGGUGGUGGCCGUGGCUGCUGGAGAAGGUCACACCUGUGCCGUGAAGGCGAGUGGCGAGCUGGUUUGCUUCGGAAGAGAUGAACAUGAUCAGUGCGAUGUGCCGCCAGGCUUCACGGUUCGGCUUGCCUCACAGUCCAUCCGUGCACUCACCCCCGAUCCAACGCAGGAGGUGCUACAGCACGUGCAUCACAGCGAGCCUGCCGCCGACAUCUCGCAAGAGGAGGGCACUGCAAUCGUGGCGGAACAAGAGGCAUCUUGGAUCGAGCACAACAUCGGAUCUGGCUGGCAUGGCGACGACUUGCAGCCUCGGAUGAAUGCUGGACUCACUCGGGUGGUGCAUUUGACGUUGAGCCGCUCGCAUCGCCAGCUGUGCGCAGAUCUGGCGGAGUCUCCGGUCUUGCAGCCGUGUCGGCAGGCCCUGGAAGCGGAGGGAUUCGGCUGGCAGUUGGAGCCCUUUGGGGCCAAGAUCUUCAUGGAGCCUUCGUGCUUCCGAGCUGUACGCAGCCACCUGUCAACGCUGCGUCUCAGGCCCUGUGACAUCUUUGUCGCGGAAGACCUUGAGGAAGAAGUGAUGCGCGUGAUCUGCUCACUCCCCUACAGCCUUGGCGUGGUCCCAAGAAGCUCCCAGGACAUCGCCUUCGCUGACUCGGACGGGGAAGUGGUCUUGAUCAGCCGCUCCUUCCUGAACAUCCCGGCAACCACGCUCCUCAAUCCGAGCUCCGUGACGCAGUCCACCACAGAGGCCGGUGAGCUGCGGGGUCCCAUGGAGCUGUUAGGCCUGCACAAUCCGCAGGGCGGGCCACGUCUGUGCGUCUUCGGCCGCGACCUUCACCACCUGUGCUGGCUAUGUGCGCACAGGCACCGAAAAGGGCAGGCAUUGCCUUACAACGUGGCAGACACUGUGCUGCGGUUUCUGACGGUGCUGUAUGAGUGUGGUGCGGAGUGCCAAAGUCGAGUCGCAGCCACUUCUAGAAGAACAUAUGCUAUUGAUUCCAACCGCGAGCUGGUUCGCUUCGGAGUUGGUGGUGACGAUGGUGUGCCAUCAACUCUGGCUGGACCUCUAUCAUGCAUUGCUGUAGGGCUCUCCCACGUGUGCUUGUUGAAGGAAUCCGGAGAUCUCCUAUGCUAUGGCGACACUGUCCCUCCGAACUUGGGCCCUGCUGUUGCAGUCACUGCGGGCUUCUACCACACCUGUGUCCUGAAGGCAAGCGGAGAGCUCGUCUGCUUUGGCUCGCGUGGGCCGAGUUGCAAUGUUCCGCCGGGCCUUGGUCGGGUCAUAGCGGUGGCUGCGGGCCAACAUCACACCUGCGCUGUUAGGGCAAACGGCGAGCUAGUUUGCUUCGGUGGCAAUCAGCGUGGGCAGUGUGAUGUUCCGGUGGAUCUAGGCCCUGUCUCUAGUGUGGCAGCCGGGCUUAGCUUCACUUGCGCCGUGACUGCACAUGGUGAGUUAAUCUGCUUUGGCAGCAACAGCCAUGGGCAGUGUGACGUGCCACCAGACCUUGGCCCGGUGUCAGCGGUGGCAGCGGGCUACGCGCACACCUGUGCUGUAAAGUCCACUGGCCAACUCGUCUGCUUCGGAGGCAACGAUUAUGGCCAAUGCGAUGUUCCUGCCGAUCUUGAUCCUGUCGUCGCCGUGGCGGCAGGUCCGCACCACACCUGUGCAAUGACAGAUCGUGGCAUGUUGGUCUGCUUUGGAGACAACCAGUUUCGACAAUGCGAGAUCCCAGCGAGCUUCCGACUCCGUGUAUAG
Molecule: messenger RNA, 5883 nt
Organism: Symbiodinium necroappetens
Lineage: Eukaryota; Dinophyceae; Suessiales; Symbiodiniaceae
Source: the annotation of a GenBank genome assembly